Olea europaea var. sylvestris is the source of this 923-nucleotide messenger RNA. RefSeq names its product E3 ubiquitin-protein ligase RNF5-like. The transcript is spliced from 2 exons. The record is from RefSeq and is a predicted model, not a curated record. Gene Ontology annotation, molecular function: ubiquitin-like protein conjugating enzyme binding; ubiquitin protein ligase activity. Gene Ontology annotation, cellular component: endoplasmic reticulum. NCBI's taxonomy places the organism in Eukaryota, Viridiplantae, Streptophyta, Magnoliopsida, Lamiales, Oleaceae. Gene Ontology annotation, biological process: ubiquitin-dependent protein catabolic process. Bases 218 to 865 code for a protein of 215 amino acids.
GAAAUUUAGCAAUGGUGGGUAAGUACGGAAUUGCAAAUUACAAAAAUAGCAAUAAAAUGUUUCCUGUAGCUGUUGGAUUUUAAUAGAAGGAAAGGAAUCUACCGUCUAACUGUGUUUGGCGUCUCAAUCGCACCAACAAAUUCUCCAUUUCCCAGACUACAAGGUAAGCAGCACCCAACCCACCCGGGGGACGCAAUUGACAAGCAUUUGAGGCCCCAUGGCUGCAAAUAUGGAUUGGGAGAUUGGUGAGUCAACAGAUUCCUCUUCUUCAGCUGAUAUAAUGUCAGAUGCUGGAAACUUUGAGUGCAAUAUCUGUUUUGAAUUGGCACAAGAGCCAAUUGUUACACUCUGCGGUCACCUUUAUUGUUGGCCUUGUCUUUACCAAUGGCUUCAAAUUCAUUCACAUUCCCACGAAUGCCCAGUUUGUAAGGCUCUUGUACAGGAGGAGAAAUUAGUUCCUAUAUAUGGAAGGGGCAAGACAAGCCCGGAUCCAAGAUCCCGACCCAUGCCUGUUACCAUCCCCAGUCGCCCCAUGGGGCAGAGACCGGAAACUGCUCCACGUGUGGAUAUAAACUAUUUCCGCCACUAUGAGUCAGAUCCCAUGGCAAGGUUUGGUCAAUCAACAUUAUCUACAUUUUUUGGUUCCCUACCAGCCUUUUUUAACUUUCAUGCACAUGGAUUUAAUGAUGCUACUGUAUAUGGAACCACUUCUGGAGUUCCGUACUUGUUUUCUGGUUUGUUUCACGGGGGUUAUGCUCAUGGAUUUCAUUAUCGUUCGUAUCAAGUUGAUGGGAAAAUGCUUUUGUGGAAGAUGUUUUGUGGGAUUCUCAUUUUCGCCAUAGUUAUGCAUCUAAUCCUUUGCUGAAAUUGAUUUCUUGAUGGGAGUUAUGUUUCUAGUAAUGAAGUUGUAUAUUUCAGGUCAA